Aspergillus thermomutatus is the source of this 858-nucleotide messenger RNA. RefSeq names its product NAD(P)-dependent oxidoreductase. The transcript has a single exon. Gene Ontology annotation, molecular function: oxidoreductase activity, acting on the CH-OH group of donors, NAD or NADP as acceptor; NADP binding. Lineage: Eukaryota; Fungi; Ascomycota; Eurotiomycetes; Eurotiales; Aspergillaceae. The record is from RefSeq and is a predicted model, not a curated record. The coding region runs from base 1 to 858 and encodes 285 amino acids.
AUGUCAUCCAUUAGCAUUUUUGGUCUUGGGGCCAUGGGAACAGCUCUGGCCUCUCGGUUCCUCGAAGAGAAGUACAAAGUCACCAUAUGGAAUCGAUCGCUAGAAAAAGCAAGUCCUUUGCUCAAAAAGGGCGCAACACUUUCCCAUACAGCAGUGGAUGGCAUCCACGCAAGCAACCUGAUCAUCAUCUACCUCCUCAAUAACGCCGCCGUGCAAGCAAGCCUCGACAGCACUCUUAACCAACUCCAAGGCAAGACAAUCAUCAACCUCACAAACAGAACCCCUGAACAAGCUCAGACACUGUCAGAUCUGAUCAUGAAUCACAGUGCUCAAUACAUCCACGGCAGAAUCAUGGCCACCCCCUCCAUGAUCAGUUCACCUCAUGCCCUCAUUCUGUACAGCAGCUCAUCUGGCGCAUUCAAGGCCUCCAAGGCCGAUCUUUCAGUGCUAGCCAAGUGCUUAUUCCUCGGUGAUGGUGCGGGCUCUGCAUCGCUGCAUGACCUGGCUCUGCUCAGUGGCAUGUAUGGUCUAUUCUCGGGCUUCCUGCAUGCAACUGCGCUCGUGAGGUCGAGCACGCCUGCAGUCAAGUUCGUGGACCUCCUGGUUCCCUGGCUGGGAGCAAUGACCGAAUACACUAAAGGGAUGGCAAAGCAGAUUGAUGAUGGGAAGUAUGCCAGCGAAGGAUCGAAUCUCAGCAUGCAAUUGGCUGCUAUUCAGAAUAUUAUCGACGCCAGUGCGGCCCAGCAAGUCUCUGCUAAUUUUAUUCGUCCGAUGAAGGAAUUCAUGCAGAAGGCAGUAGCGGCUGGUCGUGGUGGUGAUAAUAUUUCUUCUUUGAUUGAUUUUGUGAAGCCAACAUGA